GGGACAAGUUUCGAAUUUCUUCUCUUCCGGCGAGAGACUCAAACUUCCGCCUCCAAUUUCUCGCCGUGAAUCUGAGUUUUCUUCGUGGAAUUUUAACAAAACCAGUCGUCAUACAAGUUUCUCAUGGCGUUUUAGGGCCUUCUCGCUACUAUAAUUCUGGGAGCCACGUGAACUCUGAGUUGUGAAAUGAGCAGUCAUCUGGAACAGGACGCCAAUAUGAAUGGUGUCUGUCUAUGUUCGAUCAGAUGUGUCUAGCAUGCUGAGUUUUGGCGGAUCCGAAAGUCGUGAUAGUAUGGAUGAUAGUAGGAAAGGAUUAUUCGAACUUUGGACUGUCUUGUGUAGCCUUUUAAAUCAGCUUAGUCCUGGGUCAAUGAGAAUGGGAGGCAGCUUUGAGCCUGCUAGUGUGAAAAUUGAGCGGUUUCUGACUGCAUUGGGUGAAAUGGCCCUGCCUAGUAAAAAGCAGGGGGAUAUGGUGCCAGUUUUUCAGUCCCUUAAGGCGCUUAAAGCCAGUUAUGAUAAGAACUCACUAGCUGCGAGGAGGAGAUGGAGCUUGCCAGGGGACCACUCAGAUUCAAGAGGAGAUAACCGCAACUUUACUAUUGGAUUGCAGUCGAAGGAAGGAUCUGAGAUUGAUAUGUCUGAUGCUAAAAUUUCGGAAUUACUUAAAUCAAACAGUUUACGAAAUGCUCCUACUAGGUCACUGUUUGACAUGCUGGAUAAGCUUCUAGAUGAGAGCAUUAUUCAUAUCUACUUGAAGGUGUCAAAAAAUUGCUUAAAACUAUCAAUGAAGAGAUAUGGAAACAGCUAUGAGUCUUACUUAGUGGCUGUGGUAUGUCCAAGCAAGAUUCAGAUCGAACAUUGGGCUAAAGAACACAAUGUUUCAGGAGACUUUGAGUCUAUCUGUCAAAACUAAAAGACUAAAGAGUUUAACCUUGGAGAAUUCAACAGAGUAGCCAAAGACAGAGAGGUUUGAUUUGUUCAUUAUUCUUCUACUUAUAAAUUCUUGUUUUGUAUUUGCAACCUUCUUUUAGCUAAGAAAAUUGUGGGUUUUGUCUUACAGCUGAAGGGAUUUGAGCUGAUCAAAGGUGUACAUUUUGGUUUGAUGAUGUUUCGGGGUGUACUGAAUCGGAUGAUCUUAACCUAAGAACCAUUUUCUCUGUUCUUGUUUACGCAGAAAGAGAUUGAUGAAAUGUAUAACAAAGGCAAAGAAGUGAAGCUUCGAGAGUAAAGAAAGGAAGUUGUUGGACAAAUCUCUCAGGUUUAUAUGUUUCUCUUAUCACUCUAAUUCAUAUUGUUAUAUGUCUCUCUAUGUUGGGUUAAUAUCGAAGUUGCUUGUGCCAAAUACAUUAGUUUCUUUUUUUUUGCUUCUAAGCAACCAAAUCUUUUUUUUGUACUUAACAUUCUCCUGUUUUGUGUAGUAUUUGUAUUGAUAUUUUAAUAAAGUUCUGUCUAUGAA
This is a messenger RNA of Arabidopsis arenosa, 1456 nucleotides long. NCBI's taxonomy places the organism in Eukaryota, Viridiplantae, Streptophyta, Magnoliopsida, Brassicales, Brassicaceae. The record is from the annotation of a GenBank genome assembly.